This is a messenger RNA of Lecanosticta acicola, 3534 nucleotides long. The record is from the annotation of a GenBank genome assembly. Lineage: Eukaryota; Fungi; Ascomycota; Dothideomycetes; Mycosphaerellales; Mycosphaerellaceae.
AUGGACUACGACGAGCGACCAUACAAGAAACGACGUUUCUUCGCCGAAGACUCCUCGCCCGCCCACGAUUCCGCCCUCUCCGCUCAAACCAGUCUUCCGGACGAAGUCGAUGCCCUACCAGAGAGCAGUCCUUCUGCUUCCGCGACGAAUGGAGCUCUCUCUUCGAACAAGGAGCAUCCGUUCGACGCCGACACUUUCACUAGUAUAGUUGGCGAUGAUGCAUCAGAAGAGGUGAUCCGGAGCUUGCAACAUGCCCAUGGAAACAAUCUUGAAGCGGCCAUCAAUGCGUAUUUGGACGGCUCCUGGAAGACUUCGAUAGCAGCUCCGAGAACGAAGUCCAAAUCACCGCCAGAGCCACGACAACGACUGCUGAACAUCAAGAGUGAACGUGAUGGGGAAAAGAAGCCGCGCAAUGCGUCUGCUAGUCAGCCUGCACUGGGUACAAUGCCAGACAUGCGGUACAUAGGAGCGCUAGGCGCAGCCGGCUGGACUACUCGGAGUGGUACUGGAAUUAUCAAGCCGGGAGACAUUGUGAAGAUCCAACGAGAGCGCCAGAAGGCACCUCCGCCGUCAGGACGAGGCGGGAAGGGUAGGAUACCGAUGAGAAAGACACAGGACGUUAUCGUGCGGUUUACGAGUCAGGAUGGUACAGAGAUCGGACGUCUAGAGAAAGAGUCGGCGCUGUGGAUAGGAGCUCUCAUUGAUCAAAGAGUCUGCCAUUUUGAAGGACACUGCAUCUACGCGCCAGAACGGAUACGAACGAAUGAGACCGUCUAUCUGCAGCUACGGUGCUUUCUACUGCGAUCUAUCUUCGAAGCAGGGGAUCUGAUGAAGCCAAUUGACAAUAAUCGACAAACGGGUUUCUUUGAGGCCAAAGAGACGACUGAAGAGCGAGAUCUUCGGCUUCGCCAGAUAGGACUAAUGAAGCUGUUUUCAGAGAUCAAUCUUCAGCCCUCGACGAUCAACGAAGUGACGGCAAAGCACAAGCGUGAAGGCAUAUUGCUGGCCGCUGAAUCGGAAGAGCAGAAGGAUCAACACGAUGACGCCAAGCGACCCAAGUCAACCCAGGAGAAUGGGGGUUCAAGUCCUCCUUCGGAAGAAAAUGAAGAAGGCGAAGAACUAGAACAGGACCAGCUGGACUCUUUGUAUAAAAAGGCGCAAUCAUUUGACUUCAACACGCCUGAAGCUCAGCCAGCUUCAACUUUCGUGAUGGACCUGCGUAAAUACCAAAAGCAGGCACUACAUUGGAUGUUGAAUAAAGAGACGAGCGAAAACGAGGAGCAUAAACAGCAAAGCAUGCAUCCACUCUGGGAAGAAUACCUCUGGCCGAGCAAAGACGCCGAAGGGAAAGACCUCCCUGGUGUCGACGGGCAAGACUGCUUCUAUGUCAACCCAUACAGCGGUGAGCUGAGUCUCGACUUCCCUGUGCAGGAGCAGACUUGCCUUGGCGGGAUUUUGGCUGAUGAGAUGGGCUUGGGCAAGACGAUUGAAAUGCUAUCGCUGGUGCAUUCUCACAGAUCACCAGAGCACCAGGGCGUCAUUGAUGACCAAGAUACUGAGGUAGAUGCCAUCAGCAGCCUAUCGCGACAACCGAUAGCCUCUGGCAAGGUCAAGCGCGCACCGGCCACCACACUUGUUGUCGCGCCCAUGUCUCUGCUUGCUCAGUGGGCCAGCGAAGCCGAGAAGGCUUCAAAAGCUGGCACUCUCAAGGUCCUGGUCUACUAUGGCAGCGACAAGGGCGUCAAUUUGCAGACCUUGUGCUGUGGUUCGAACGUGAUAUCAGCGCCCAACGUCAUCAUCACAAGUUACGGUACAGUGCUCUCGGAGUUCAACUCGGUCACCAGUGCGCUUGGUGGGAAUCGUGCCUCUUCUGGUGGUUUGUUCGGCGUAGAGUAUUGGCGUGUAAUCCUGGACGAGGCACACAUGAUCAAGAACAGACAAUCGAAAACGGCCAAGGCUUGCUACGAAAUCGCCGCUGCCCAUCGAUGGGUACUCACUGGCACGCCAAUUGUCAACCGGCUGGAAGAUCUUUUCAGCUUGGUGCGUUUCUUGCGAGUAGAGCCAUGGAACAACUUCAGCUUCUGGAAGACCUUCAUCACGACUCCGUUCGAAAAAGGGGACUUUGUCCGGGCCCUGGACGUUGUUCAGACCGUGCUCGAGCCGCUUGUCAUGCGGCGAACGAAAGACAUGAAAACACCGUCCGGUGAGGCUCUUGUACCACUUCCGCUGCGGACGAUCAACGUAGAAAAAGUGAAGCUUUCGGAUGCUGAACGUGAUGUGUACGAACAUAUCUUCUGGCGAGCGAAGCGAGCAUUCAACGCUAACGUCGAAGCUGGCACGCUCAUGAAGAGCUACACAACCAUCUUUGCACAGAUUCUCAGACUCAGACAGAGUUGUUGUCAUCCAAUACUGACUCGCAAUAAAGCAGUCGUUGCCGACGAGGAAGAUGCAGCGGCGGCGGCGGAUAUUGCCAACGGUCUUGCUGACGAUAUGGACCUUGGAGCUCUGAUUGAACGCUUCGAAGCUGACGAGGGCGAGCAAGAUGCCAGCAAGUAUGGCGCGCAUGUUCUUAAGCAGAUACAAGACGAGUCCGAGAUGGAGUGCCCCAUCUGUAGCGAGGAACCGAUGGAAGAGCAGUGCGUCACCGGAUGCUGGCAUUCGGCCUGCAAGAAGUGCUUGCUCGAUUACAUUGAGCAUCAAGCCUCGAAAGGCGAGCUUCCAAGGUGCUUCAAUUGCCGCGAACCUAUCAAUGCGAAAGACGUCUUCGAGGUCAUCAAGCACGACGAUGACGAGGAUGAAUCUGCCCAAGUCGAUGCACUAAAUGCCGCCAUGGAGGUGGAUGAGGACGACGAGGACGACGAACUCUACCGCAGCAGCCAGACUAAGCCAAAGUCAACUCCUAAGCCGAGAUGUCGAAUAUCUCUUCGGAGAGUAAAUCAACUCUCGUCGGCCAAGAUCAGCACGCUCCUGAGCCACCUCAAGCGCCUCAAAAGGAUAGAGCCGAAUACGAAGUCGGUGGUGUUUUCGCAGUUCACUUCCUUCCUUGACCUCCUCGCGCCCGCUCUUACGGCAGCUGGAAUCGCCUGGCUUCGCUUUGACGGCAGCAUGGCCCAGAAAGAGCGAGCUAAGGUCCUCGUCGAAUUCGAAAGUCGCAGCAAAUUCACCAUCUUGCUGCUGUCCUUGCGAGCAGGAGGUGUGGGCCUCAAUUUGACCUGUGCGAAAAGAGUGUUCAUGAUGGAUCCAUGGUGGAGCUUUGCUGUGGAAGCGCAGGCCAUCGAUCGCGUCCAUCGCAUGGGGCAGACCGAAGAGGUCACUGUGACGAGGUUCAUUGUCGAGGGGAGCAUCGAAGAGAAGAUGCUGAAGGUGCAGGAGAGGAAGAAGUUUAUGUGAGUUUGUCCCUUCCCAUCCCCAAUGAAAAAGAUGGUGAAGAACUUGGCUGACCAAUCUUGCUACAGUGCGAGUUCCCUCGGCAUGAUGAGCGAUGAAGAGAAGAAGAUGCAACGUAUCGAAGAUAUCCGCGAAUUGCUGAGCUGA